UUCUAAACGAACGAAACCAGGCAGAACAGUAGACAUUGAGCGAGCGGUUGAACUGUUGGUUUGGAGUUCGCUUGGCGUUGCUGCUGUUCUUUGAAGCAGUCCUGCUACUCAGUGUUAUAGCUGAUGUGUCGGAAGUGCCAUUCUUGCUGGCCCUGCUGCUGCUUCUGCCGGCUGGGCUAGAAGCCCCCGGUGUACCUCGUGUACCGAAGCGAUUGAGUAAUCUGUGCUGGCGGGCCUGGCUUAGCCGAGCGCUAUGGAGAGUAGCGCCGGAGGAUCCGCGCGCGGAGCUAGCUCCGGCCGCGAGAAGAAGAAGGGCAAGAGCCCCGACGAGCCCUCGGCAGCUGCCGCAGCCGGGGAUCCGGGAGGAGGAAAAUCCCGGAAAUUCAAUCUGAAGCGGGUGAUGGCAGAUGAGAUUGAGAGAUUCACCAGCAUGAGGAUAAAGAAGGAGAAGGAAAAGCCUAAUGUGGCACAUAGGAAUUCCUCUGCAUCUUAUUCAGAGGUUUCUGGCUCAAGUCAGAUUCUGCAGGAAUAUGCAAAUGAUGAUGUGCUUUAUCUUUUUGAGAAGAUGCUGGUGGAUAUGAAUCUAAAUGAAGAAAAGAAGCAGCCUCUACGAGAAAAGGACAUUGUGAUCAAGAGAGAGAUGCUUUCCCAGUACCUGCAUGCUUCCAAUUCUGGCAUGAGUCAGAAGGAGAGUUCCAAGUCUGCUAUUAUGUACAUUCAGGAACUGAAAUCUGGUCUCAGAGAGGCUCAGCUGCUUAAUUGUUUGGAGUCCCUGCGUGUGUCACUCAACAAUAAUCCUGUCAGCUGGGUGCAAAAUUUUGGUGCUGAAGGCCUCAACUACCUGCUGGACAUACUGAAAGGUCUCCAUGAUGAAAAGGAUGAGUCCAGCCAAUUUGACCCUCGGAUCAAACAUGAGGUUAUUAGAUGCUUGAAGGCUUUCAUGAACAAUAAGUUUGGAAUUAAGAAAAUGCUCGAAACUGAGGAGGGGAUUCUGCUUUUGGCGAGAGCUGUUGACCCCAAAGCCCCUUCCAUGAUGACUGAUGCUAUCAAGCUACUUUCUGCCCUUUGCAUCCUGCCUCAGCCUGUGGACAUGCAUGAGCAGGUUCUUGGGGCAAUGACACAACGAGCAGAAAUGGAUGAAGUGGAACGAUUUAAACCCAUCUUGGAUGGUAUGAAGAGUGGCACCUCAUUGGCAUUAAAGGUAGCCUGUCUACAGUUGAUCAAUGCCCUGAUCAUUCCUUCAGAUGAGCUCGACUUCAGAGUUCACAUCCGCAGUGAGCUGAUGCGUUCUGGAUUGCAGCAGAUCCUUAAGGAGCUGCAUGCUCAAGACAAUGAGGAGCUGAAAGUGCAGCUGUUGGCAUUUGAAGAAUAUGGCGAAGAAGAUUCUGCGGAUCUCAGAGGCCGCUUGGAGGACAUUCGCAUAGAAAUGGAUGACUUUAAUGAAGUCUUCCAGGUUCUCCUCAAUACAGUAAAGGACUCUAAGGCAGAGCAGCAUUUCCUCUCUGUUCUUCAGCACCUUCUGCUAAUCCGCAAUGACUACGAGGCUAGACCUCAGUAUUUUAAGCUGAUUGAUGAGUGCGUUUCCCAGAUAGUUCUGCACAAGAAUGGUGCUGAUCCGGACUUUAAGUGCAAGCACCUUGACCUUAAUAUUGAGGGACUAAUAGAUAACUUGAUUGAUCAAACUAAGGUGGUGAAAAGUGAAGCCAAAGCCUUAGAAUUGGAGAAGAAGCUGGAUUCUGAAUUGACUGCACGUCAAGAACUGCAAGUUGAAAUGAAGAAGAAGGAAAAUGAUUUUGAGGAAAAAUUCCAAAAUGUACUUCAAGAGAAGGAAACACUGGAAGCUGAGAAACAGCAGGUCACUUCAGAGAAGAAAAGCCUGGAAACUGCUAUUUCUGUGCUGAAUAAUGAGAUUGCUGAACUAUCAAAAGAACUUGAAGAGACAAAGAAGAAAAUGGAACAUGUCACUGCUUCAGCUACUGCUGCUUUACCUGGUGGGAUUGGAGUUUCUCCUGGUGGAGAUACAGUGCCUCCAGCACCCCCACCCCCACCACCUCUUCCUGGCAUGGCCGGUGUGCCUCCAGCACCCCCACCACCCCCACCACCUCUUCCUGGCAUGACUGGGAUGCCUCCACCACCACCACCGCCGCCUCUUCCUGGCAUGGCUGGGAUGCCGCCUCCACCACCACCACCGCCUCUUCCUGGCAUGGCCGGGAUGCCACCGCCACCUCCACCACCACCACCUCUUCCUGGCAUGACUGGGAUACCUCUACCACCACCACCACCGCCUCUUCCUGGCAUGGCCGGGAUGCCGCCACCACCACCGCCACCACCGCCUCUUCCUGGCAUGGCCGGGAUGCCGCCACCACCACCGCCACCACCACCUCUUCCUGGCAUGGCUGGGAUGCCGCCACCGCCUCCACCACCACCACCUCUUCCUGGCAUGGCUGGGAUGCCGCCACCACCACCACCACCACUUCCUGGUGCAGCUGGAAUGCCGCCGCCACCACCACCGCUUCCAGGCGCACCACCACCACCUCCUCCUCUUCCUGGCGCGGCUGGGGUGCCGCCACCACCUCCUGCUCCUGGUGCACCUGGAAUACCACCUCCUCCCAUGCCACCUGGAUUUGGGUUCAUGGCACCUCCAGCUCUUCCAUUUGGAUUGGCUCCAAAGAAAGUUUACAAGCCAGAAGUUCCGCUAAGGAGAACUAACUGGUCCAAGAUAACACCUCAGCAACUGUCUGAGAACUGUUUCUGGGUCAAGGCCAAGGAAGAUCGUUUUGAGAAUGAUGAAAUCCUUGCCAAGCUGACUGUUGUCUUCUCGACUCCACAGCCCAAAUCAAGCAAGACAAAAAAAAAACAGGAAGAUGGAGAUCAAAAGAACCAGCCAAAGAAGAAGCCAAAAGAGCUGAGAGUGAUGACUCAAAAGACUGCACAGCCUCUUUCUAUUUUUUUGGGCUCCUUGCGCAUGCCUUAUGAAAAAAUUAAGAAUAUCAUAUUGGAGGUGGAUGAAGCUACGUUGUCUGAGUCCAUGUUGCAGAACCUAAUUAAGCUAUUGCCGAAUCCAGAACAAUUAAAGAUGAUAGCAGAACUGAAGGAAGAGUAUAAGGACCUAGCAGAGCCUGAACAAUUUGGAGUUGUGAUUAGUUCUGUUCCCUGCCUGAGGCCCCGCCUCAGUGCCAUCCUUUUCAAGCUACAGUUUCCUGAACAGGUGGAAAUGAUCAAGCCACAGAUAGUCUCCGUGACAGCAGCCUGUGAGGAAGUCCGCAAGAGUGAGAGCUUCUCCAGCCUACUCUCCAUCAUCCUCAUGAUGGGCAAUUACAUGAAUGCUGGAUCCAUGAAUGCCGGCGCCUUUGGUUUUAACAUCAGUUUCCUUGGCAAGCUAAAAGAUGUAAAGUCAGGUGACCAGAAGUUGACUCUGCUGCACUUCUUGGCUGAUAUAUGUGAGAUGCAACAUCCUGAAGUGCUAACGUUUCCUGAUGAACUCAUCCACGUGGAGAAGGCUUGUCAAGUUCCUGCUUUGGAAAUACGAAAAAAUCUGGACAUGAUAAAGAAGCAGAUUUCAGAACUACGAUGUGACAUUGACAGCUUCCCCAGCACCACAGAUGAGAAGGAUAAAUUUAUCGAGAAAAUGACCAGCUUUCUUAAGGAGGCCCAAGAGCAGUAUGAGAAGCUACGGAUGAUGCAUUCAAACAUGGAGAACCAAUAUAUGGAGUUAGGACAAUAUUUUCUGUUUGACAGCAACAAAAUACCCAUUGAGGAAUUCUUUACUGAUCUGCACAACUUCAAAAAUCUAUUUCUGCAAGCUCUAAAGGAGAACCAGAGGCGGCGUGAGACUGAGGAGAAGAUGCGCCGAGCUAAACUGGCCAAAGAAAAGGCAGAGAAGGAGAGACAAGAGAAACAGCAGAAGAGAGAGCAACUGAUUGACAUGAACGCAGAGGGCGAUGAAACAGGAGUUAUGGACAGUCUGAUGGAGGCCCUGCAGUCAGGAGCAGCCUUCCGUAGGAAAAGAGGACCACGCCAAGCAAACAGAAAGGUUGGCUGCGCUUUCACUUCAUUAUUAGCCUCGGAGUUGACCAAGGAAGGUGCCCUGGGUGCGAGCAAGCCAACAAAAAUACUGAAAAAGAGUGAGACCAGCGAAGCCCUUGAUGGAGAAGCUCCUGAGGAACCCACCAAAGGAGUAAACAGUCAUGAGAACUAGAGCCGAGUGCCAGGCUAGGACUAAAGCCCUUGGCAGGAGACACAUUUUACAGAGGAAUUAAAACACUGAGUCACUUUGCAGUCUUUUUAAAUUUUUUAAUUAAAAUUAAUUUUUAUUUUUUAAAUUUUUCAUGGGCAUGGGACGAAGAGACAACCAACAUAAUCACUUCUGCCUUGCCCACUCGAACAUAGAACAUACUUUAUUUCGGUCAUUGACCAGAAACAUUAUCACACACGACAGAAUGUAAUUUGCAUAAGAUAUACUAAUACAGUGGCUAUGUUUUGUUAUAUUUAUGAUUAAAAUUUGACAAUAAAAAUUUUAAGAGAGA
Hemicordylus capensis (graceful crag lizard) is the source of this 4526-nucleotide messenger RNA. It is a transcript of the gene DIAPH1, whose product is annotated as diaphanous related formin 1. NCBI's taxonomy places the organism in Eukaryota, Metazoa, Chordata, Lepidosauria, Squamata, Cordylidae. Gene Ontology annotation, cellular component: cytoplasm; actin filament. The record is from RefSeq and is a predicted model, not a curated record. The transcript is spliced from 28 exons. The coding region runs from base 254 to 4198 and encodes 1314 amino acids. Gene Ontology annotation, molecular function: microtubule binding; small GTPase binding; actin binding. Gene Ontology annotation, biological process: actin filament polymerization; actin cytoskeleton organization.